AUGUCGUCGCGUCCACAGAGAUGGCAAAGAUCACACGAUGGAGGUCUCGGUCCCUAUCCAAAUCCUGGCAACAAGGAGAGACAGGGUCAGCGGUAUCUCGCUGAAGCCGCGAGUGUACCUGAGACGACGGAGAACAACACCAGGCUGGCAAGCUUGAGCGAACGCUACCACGGAGAAGCACCCGGCCGCGCAGAGAAGUUUAUGCCUCAGAAUAGUCGUCUGCUGCCAACCUUCUAUACCGAUGCUGCACGAUAUGAGCAGACCGAAUCCCGUGUCAAUGGAGCUUUGCCCGAACAUGGCAAUAUCGUGCAGCCGUCCAGUCCUGUCCUUACCAGGCGACAGGUGAGUGGAGGAACGGCAUUUGAGAACAAAUACGGCCACGAUGAUCCGCAAAGGGGUUUGGCGUCAAGAACUGUAGCACUCCAGUCAGCGUCGAUCACCCAAGGAGGUAUCCAUGGUCAAGUACGAUCUGCCGAGUCCUUGCAGCGCUUGUCACACGGAUUGAGUGAAGCCGCAGAGAACCUCCUUNUGUUGGCCGGGUCAGGUUCGAAGACCAAGCUGCCGGAGGCACGCCAAGUCAUGCGUUCGAGCGAUCAACUUUCACACCCAAGCAUCAACGUCAUCACGACUGCGGNNUCUCGGCUCAGUCUCUCUCGAAUCAAUCAGUGCGCGCACGAGACCGAAGACGUCAAGGAGCAAGCACAGUCUGCUAGGCCUCCCAACCAUUUGCAGUCAGCCGGGCUAAUCAGACACGCAUCACCCCUGAGUCCACUCUCAACAUCAGCAUCGAAGGGUGCGAUGUCUGAUUCAUCUCAAAUGUCGAUUGCGAACAACGAGUUGCACCAGAGAAGCAAUACAGCAGAAACUCAGCCUGGCCUGCCUCAGAUUGAUCAGCACACUCCCAAUCACACCGAUAAACUCAACACUCGCGCACCCAUGUCUGGUGAAAAUGCUCGUGACGCAGUCUCAAAUCAAUCCGCAACCCUACCCUCUACAACUUCCACCAUUAUGAAUUCGUCUCGCGAGCAGGUCGCUUCGGGCUUGUCGGGUGUCAACUCUCAACAGAGUUCAGAGAUGGACAUUGAGAGCUACCUAGAUGGGGUCAAGCACGUCAAUCACACUGAUCACAAAUGGAUUCGUCGCCUUCUCAAGCUCUUGGAAGACAUCUAUCACCUUCCGACCGGAGGACAGCGUAAACAGCAACUCCACAACUUUGUCAAGUGUCUCGAGCUUGAUCAAAAGACGCAGGUCAAUGCUUACAAGAUGCUCAAGCGUAUGCUUGAUGCCAACCAAGUCAAAUCCAAGGAGCAUCACGUUGUCGCAAGAUGGCUGAUCCGCUUGGUUUACCAUGCGCAGGAAGAAGCAAUCAAAGCCAGAGACGACGCAAAGAUUGCUGAGCAGGUCAAGCCCAUGGCACCCUUCUGUCGCGAAGGUCUCCACAAGCUGAAGUGUGGCCACUAUCGUGCUUCACAUGAAGAAUGCGGCAUGAACUGUUACAGCCGCUCUUCCUUCCCUGACAAGCCUCUGACAUUCGAUGUCCGCAUGUCGGAGAUUGUUUGCUUCAAGUGUCUUACUAGACUGCUGUGA
This is a messenger RNA of Aureobasidium musti, 1587 nucleotides long. NCBI's taxonomy places the organism in Eukaryota, Fungi, Ascomycota, Dothideomycetes, Dothideales, Saccotheciaceae. The record is from the annotation of a GenBank genome assembly.